Messenger RNA from Aspergillus nomiae NRRL 13137, 918 nucleotides. RefSeq names its product MBL fold metallo-hydrolase. The record is from RefSeq and is a predicted model, not a curated record. Lineage: Eukaryota; Fungi; Ascomycota; Eurotiomycetes; Eurotiales; Aspergillaceae. Gene Ontology annotation, molecular function: transferase activity. The coding region runs from base 1 to 918 and encodes 305 amino acids. The transcript has 4 exons.
AUGGCUGAUCUGGACCUCGUAGAAGUUGAUUCUCUCGAAGCCCUUGUCAUCAUCGACAAUGAGCUCGAUCCUCUCUCUCCACCUGCCGCAGACACCGUCCAGGUAUCGGGUCUGAUGGGCUUUCUUGCUCUACAGUCAACACAUGAAUUACAUGACCGAGGCGAAGCCAAAAAGGAACUGCAAAUGGAAGACAUUUGCUGUUCGGCGCAUGGUCUGUCCAUCCUUGUGACAGCUACGAAAGGCGAUGUAAAGCACUCUGUUCUAUUCGAUGCAGGCCCUGAAGGCGAGAUAUGGGAGAGGAAUGUCAAGCGGUUACGGCCGGAUUUGUCUUCUGUCGAGCUGGUUCAAUUAUCACAUUGGCAUCGGGACCAUUCGGGGGGCCUUGUCCGAGCCAUUGAAUUGAUAUCCGAGGCCAAAAAAGCCAAAGGUCAUACAGACAAAGUGUCAGUCGAUCUUCAUCCUGACCGUCCCGACUAUCGCGGAUUCGCCCUGGGUCCGAACAUCGUUUCCUUUCAGGCGGACCCUACAUUCGAGGAACUCGAAGCAGCCGGAGGAGUCAUCCAAAAGCAUGACGAGACACACACUGUCCUCGACAAUUUCUUUCUGAUCUCUGGCGAAAUCCCUCGCCAGACGGCGUACGAAAACGGUAUCAAAGGCGGCAUGCGCUAUGACAGCGAGGAAAAGGAUUGGUUUUCUGAUGAGCUUAUUUCCGACGAGCGUUUCCUCAUGUGCAAUCUAAAGGACAAAGGACUCGUCCUGUUCACAGGCUGCAGCCAUGCCGGUGUCGUCAACUGCUCACGACAUGCGGUUGACAGCUCGAUGGCUCUGUUCCGCUUUAUGCGGUUGUUGGGGGCUUUCAUCUUGCUACUAGCACUGCGGCCGAUACGGAAAGCACCGUCAAAGACCUUCAGAGACUAG